UUUGAGUUGGACAAAAAUACCCCAAUAACUAUUAAUUAAUUAGAAGGGUAUAGAAGGGUAGUGAUGUCAUUGUAACUGUUUUUUUAGCGCGCCCCCCAUAGCUCUUCUUUUCGCGCCCCCCAUUUUUACAGAACACAAUUAGAUUUGUUUCUCAAAUCAACGCGCCACACGCGCCGCCAAAUUGCAACCCAACUCUUAUCCUUUCGCAAAAUCUCGCCGUAAUCUCGCAAACCAUACCAUCUUCAUCCUCACCGGAAACCCAAAACCUCCUCAUAUUCACCUUUCUGCUCAGAAAUCGCACUCUCUCCUUUUCACCAUCGUCAUCAACCAUCGCAAGAACAUAACGUCACCGUUUCCUCUUCACCAUCUCCGUCGAGUUGGUGCGUUUCAUCUUCAAACAUCAUCAUUCAUCAUUCACCGUCGUUCAACAUUCAUCACUGAACGAACCAAGCAAUGAAAAGAAAACAGGUUGAAAAAUCUAAGGUUGUAGACGCACCAACCUUCAGCCUUGGACUAACACAGUCCGAUGACUCAAAGGCUUCAUCAUCGCGUCCUUCUAGACAACUGAAGGGGAAAAUAGAACAGACAAAAGCGAAUGAAAAGAAGCAGUAUAAAAAAACUGUGCAUCAACAAAAUGAUGAAGGAAGUUCAGAUGAUGGUGAAAAAGUAAAGGGGAAAAAGCGGAAGGAAGUUACUGAGCCUGAUCAGAGGUUGAGGCACAAAAUGAGUAUUCCUAAGGUCUACAUCCUUAUGCAAUCCGUGAAUACAAAAAAAUUUAAAAAGAAGAUAGUUGAGGAAUUGAAUCAAUUUGGGUUUGGAGGAAUGUUGCACAUAUGCAACUGGACUAGGAUCCACACAUUCUUUGUGGAUUGGAUAGUGAAUAAUUUUGAGAAAGAUCACAUGUGGAUCAGAUUGAGAAACACAGAGGUGCUCGAAUUGAAACAGGAUGACGUCCACCGCGUCUAUGAGCUUCCAAUGGUGGGAAAGAAGAUAAACACCGAUCUUUGCUCGGAUGCAGCGAUAAAUAGGUUGAGGAGAGAAUUAGGACUGACCGAAAAUUCUUCUCCAUUUGUGAAGGUGGUAGAAUUGGAGAGAGUAUUGAAUACAACUGAGAAAGCAACCGCUUGGGUGAAGGGUGCAAUAUGUUACAUAAUUCACAACCUAUUGUGCCCCACUAACCAUAGCGAUGUAUCUCUACAGUAUGCCCACAUAUUAGUAGAUGCAGCCACCGCAUUAUCCCACAAUUGGUGCUCACACAUCCUUGAGUAUAUGAAAGAAGGCCUCCAAAGUCCAGGAGUUGCAAAUCCGUUGGCGGAUUUUCACUUCCUCAUGAUUAACUACUUGGAUAAAAUGGGGAAGAGAAGCCCAUUUCUGACUGGGAAAUACAAGCACCCAUCACUUCGUGAUUGGGAUGUGAAGAUGGCAAACCAAGAUCUUCAGAAGGUCUAUGAUGUUAUGGGACUCGAGAAUGGAUUGACAGCUGGGGUCACACGACUGAAUGCCACUAAUGAAGGACCGGUAGUAUUGGGUUUUGAUGCUGAUACAUGUCCACUAUCUAAGGGAGACAAAAAGGAGGAGAAAUCUGAUGAAAUGGAGGAAGAGAAAAAUGAUGAGAAGAAGGAUAAGAAAGGCGAUGAGGAGAAGUAUGAGGAGAAAGAUGAGAAGAAGGAUGAGGCAAAUGAGACAAAGGAUGUGGGAUGUGGAGUUGAUAAAAAAAAUGAUGAGCAUCCAAGUAGUGAAGAAGAAGAGUUUGAUGUAGAUAUGGAAUUUUUUGAUGCCCCUGAAGGUUCAAGAAGUAAAAAAGAAGAUCCAAUGAAGGAGCAGAAGGAUCCGGUGGAGGAGCAGCAGGAUAUUAUAGAGCCAACACCCUUACGAAUUGUGUUGCCAGAUCAAAUUAUAGACCUGGGUCAAGAGGUCACCACGAAGCCAAAAAGGAGGAAGAAUCAAGUCAUGGAGGAUCGUACAUACCUUGACCGUAGACGAGCAGUCAAAAAAUCAAAGUACUUAACAAGUCCUUAUGAUGAUGCUGUUUAUGAGUCAACUGCAUCUAAGUUGCAGAAAGACGUAUCCACCUUUGCUUGGAGCACUGCACUUGAUAAGUCGGAAAUUCUCUACUGCUCUGGAUUUCAUAAAUUCUCUCUUCAACGAUGUGAUUUGUGGACCCUAAACAAGGAUGAAUGGGUGGAUUGCUUUGUUGUCAACAGUUGGGUGAAUUGCUUGAAUUGGGACCAACGUAACGGAGUAAUGAGAAGGCUAGUUACACGAUAUGUCAAUCAUGAAAACUUGGAAAGACCCGGUGCAUUGGAAAUGGAUCAAGCAAGUGCAUUCGAAAGCUUUGUUAACAAGCUUAAAUGGUUCAAAUACCUGAAUUGGAAGAAAAUUGACCCCACUAAACUAGAAUACAUCAUGACACCAGCACUCAUUGGUAAUCCAGGAAGUCACUAUGUGUGCUUUGUUGUUAAUUUCAAAAGCUGCACAUUCCAGUUCUUGAAUAGCAUUAAUGGAGAGAGGUUCCUUGUGAAGUCAGGAGAACCAACCACUUACAAGAAGAUGUUUGAUGUCUGGUUUAAGGAAGUCGAGGCAUUUGUCAUAGAAUUGUAUAAGCAUUGGAAACUGACAAUUCCUUUCGACUUCAGCAAAUUUAAGUGGGAAACUCCCAAAAUGCCAAGUCAACCAGACAAAGACAAUUGCGGAGUUUUCUGCAUGAAGUUCCUAGCUGAAUGGGAAGGUGACAGUAAGACCUCAAUGGACUCUUUCAAAAAUUGGAACAAACUCAAAAAGCAAGACAAAGUGGCAAAGCUAAUGGAUUUGAGGAUUGAAAUAUGCUCCACACUUUUAACUCACAGCAGCAAUUCAAAAGUGGAAUAUGUGGUAAACCAAGCAGCUUCUUACUAUGAAGAAAUGGCUCAAAAGCUGCAACAUGAUGUCUAGGUUCUGACUAGGAUGAAAAUUUUUUAUGUAUUCAUUGUUCAGUCUAUGACAUGUGAGUUGGUGUAUGAAGAAUUGGUGGUUCAUGUCUUAAUUCUCAAUUUGGUGGAGAAGGCAUAUUUCACAUAUACAUGAUGUAAUGGUUUCAACAGUUUUUGGAAUAGACAACUUAUCAACGCAAGUAAUGUAUAUGAAGGCAUAUUUUAUCAACUCAGUUUUUGAAAUAGGU
Molecule: messenger RNA, 3157 nt
Organism: Trifolium pratense (red clover)
Lineage: Eukaryota; Viridiplantae; Streptophyta; Magnoliopsida; Fabales; Fabaceae
Exons: 8
Coding region: 454-2931 (825 amino acids)
Biological process (GO): proteolysis
Molecular function (GO): cysteine-type peptidase activity
Source: RefSeq, a predicted model, not a curated record